Cyclocybe aegerita is the source of this 1575-nucleotide messenger RNA. The record is from the annotation of a GenBank genome assembly. NCBI's taxonomy places the organism in Eukaryota, Fungi, Basidiomycota, Agaricomycetes, Agaricales, Hemipholiotaceae.
AUGUUUUACUAUGCGGGCGUCUCUCCGACUCCCCCGAAGCUGGUCUACCGUACGGGAAGCGAUAAGAUGCCCUGGGUCAAGCCUACGGGACAGGAGGCCUACCGCAGGCUCAAGGAGGCGCGUGGUGUGUUCGGCCACAAGCUCAACACCAUCUGGAAUGACGUGGGGCCUAAGGUUUGCGACCUUCUGAUCGCCCAGGAGGUUGCUUGGACUUCCAUCGACGUCGUUCGAUUCGUCACCGAUGGAGACGGAGACGAGAAGAUCAAGGGUCCCGUCGUUAUUUGGGUUGGUGUUGUCCCCGGUUCGCUCGACAGCAAUAACGCCUUCGACUCGAGCAAAGGGAUCCUUGACCUCCUCGCGAUCAACGACGUCAACGACGUCGAGGUCGAGUACCGCGAGUCCGUCUACACGCCGUCGGUCGGUCCAGCGCUUCUCAGCUCCGUUUCCAACCUCAACACCACCGUGGACGUUUGCGGCCCCCUUACUCCCGCUCUCGGACUCUUCAUCGCUGCCUCUGACAGGCAGGACGCCCAGGGCACCAUGGGCCUCUAUUUCGCCGAGGGUGGCAGUAGCGACAAGGUGUUGGGUCUCACUUGUCACCACCUUCUCUUCAAGACAGACGAGAAGACCAACUUCACGGGCGCUGGUGCGCCGCCCAAGCAUGUCCAACUUCUCGGCACUCGCCGCUUCCAAAAGCUUCUUGACGACAUCAAGCUGCGUAUCGGUCGCCACGGUAUCAUGCUCCCGAUUCACGAGGAAGAGAUCAAUAGAUUAAAGGUGAAGGUGGCGUCCAUGGAAGAGGCUGGCAACGUGGAGGCCGCCGCGGAAGCGAGCGAGGAGCUAGAGGAGACUGAACGCCAGUUGAAAAAGACGAACAAGGCGAUCGAGGACCUCGAGAGAUUCUACGAGAAGGUUAAGAUGGAGUGGGGCCCGCCCAAACGGCGCAUCAUCGGCCACAUCCGCUCCUCCCCCGCCCUCACCUUCAACGUCGGUCCCAAAGGCUUCACCGAAGACUGGGGCGCGUUCGAGCUCGACGGGUCCAAGUUCAAGAACGCCUUUGGAGGCAACUUCAUCAAUCUUGGCACCGAGAUCCCGUCCGACCAGUUCACCGUAAAAAUGUACCCUCGAGAUGACGGGCCGACGACCUUCAAGUACCCCAGCAAUCGUCUCCUUGCACUCCGAGGCAUGAUCACCGAAGAGCGCAUGCGCAAUCCCGACAUGCUCGAUCACGACAACGAGACCUGCUUGUUCGUCAUCAAGAACGGCAACGCUACGGGCGUCACCAUAGGACGCGCGACGGGAAUCUUCUCGUUCGUUCGCUCCGACUUAUCCAGUCAGGGGUCCAAGGAGUGGGCCAUAUACAACUACGAUAGUAAGUCCGGCGUGUUCUCAGCCCGCGGCGACUCCGGGUCGAUCAUCGUCGAUGGACUUGGUCAUAUCGGUGGUCUUCUUACCAGCGGCGCUGGCAAGACGGAGACUUCGGACGUUACCUACGCCACCCCCAUGUUUUGGCUCUGGCCCCGCAUCAAGGAGCACUUCCCCAACGCUCACCUCAACCCCACCACCAUGGCCUAG